AAUAGAAAUAAUUUUAAUCAGUGACUUAUUGAUUAAUUAAUUAAUUAUAUUUUUUUAUUUUUCAAGGAAUAGAAAAAAAUAAAAAUGCAAUUAUUUAUUCACGGACAGGAGACACUCGUCCUUGAGUGCCAGGACAAUGAGACGAUUGCAAAUCUUAAGGCUAAGAUUUUGGAAGCUGGUAAAUUUGAAUCAGCUGAAUUUACAUUGCACUGCAAUGGCAGUCUACUGACUGAAGAAACCAUAAUCAGCGAUUUACCAUCAAAGGAUUUGGACUUCAAUGUUCCACUUCUCGGAGGUAAAGUUCACGGUUCAUUGGCUCGUGCUGGUAAAGUAAAGGGACAAACACCAAAGGUUGAGAAACAAGAAAAAUCGAAGAAGAAAACUGGACGUGCUAAGAGACGUAUUCAAUACAACCGUCGCUUCGUGACUGUUGUACCAACUUUCGGACGUCGUCGUGGACCAAAUGCCAACCCCAACACAUAAAUAUAAUUAUUAUUAUUAAAAUUGGCUUAACAAUUAUAAUUUUUUUUGCUAAGCUAUGAAAAUAAAAUAAACAUUUUAAAAAAA
This is a messenger RNA of Microplitis mediator, 567 nucleotides long. It is a transcript of the gene RpS30, whose product is annotated as FAU ubiquitin-like and ribosomal protein S30. Bases 85 to 483 code for a protein of 132 amino acids. The record is from RefSeq and is a predicted model, not a curated record. Gene Ontology annotation, molecular function: structural constituent of ribosome. Lineage: Eukaryota; Metazoa; Arthropoda; Insecta; Hymenoptera; Braconidae. Gene Ontology annotation, biological process: translation. Gene Ontology annotation, cellular component: cytosolic small ribosomal subunit; ribosome. The transcript is spliced from 4 exons.